GGAGGCAGCGACUUUCAGCGCGCACACACAUUAUGGACUUUCUACUCCUCUGCUGUGCCUUCCUCCUGGGCGCCGCAGCCUACAGCAACACCCACAUGGGCGCCGCCGCCUCCACCACCACUCACCUCCACUUUUACAUGGACGAUUUCUACACCGGCCCGAACCCCACCGCCUUGCGCGUCGUGUCCGGCCGCUCCCUCUCGCCCGACAACGGCACGGCGGCCACGUCGCCGCGGCAGUUCGGCGACAUCGUGGUGCUGAACGACCCGCUGACGGAGGGUCCCGACAGAGGCAGCGCCCGCGUGGGCAAGGCGCAGGGGUUCGCCGUGCGGGCGUCAGAGGGCGGCAUCGUAUCGGACCUUCACCUGCACCUGUUCCUGGAGGCCGGCGAGUACAACGGCAGCUCAGUGGCGGUGAACGGCCGCAUCGACAUGGACACCGAGAUGCGCGAGUCGGUGAUCGUCGGUGGUACCGGUCGGUUCCGUUUCGCGCGGGGAUACAUGCUCUCCCGGAACUACCAAUACGACCUCACCAAUGGCGGUGUCGUCGAGCUCAACGUCUACGUGCAGCACUAGGCGCGAACCAUGGACGCGCUCCGAUCACAGACUCGCGCGGCAUGCCGGCUAGCGCUUAUAAUCUGCACUUGGAGCGUGAUUAUUAUGUACUACGUGUGUCUCCUGAUUGUAUAGACCUUAAAUAAAUGCUACUUCCUCCUGUCCAUAAUAAUCAUGGUGAUUUUAGUUUAAAAUUUAGAUAAAUUUAAACUAAAACCACAACACCUAUUAUGUAUAGGAGGGAGUAUAUAUAUUCGCUGGGUACAUAUGUAUCCUUAUGAUAGAUGUUAAAUACGUGCAGUGACGGUGGAUCAAAAUCAGCAGGUUACGUGUCUAUGUCAUGUAAGUAAAUGUUCUAAUGUGUUACUCUUAAC
Molecule: messenger RNA, 928 nt
Organism: Lolium perenne
Lineage: Eukaryota; Viridiplantae; Streptophyta; Magnoliopsida; Poales; Poaceae
Product: dirigent protein 1
Source: RefSeq, a predicted model, not a curated record